AUGAAAUGUGGCAUCCGGCCAUUAAGAAAAACUGAGAAAAUGAUGCAAAUGAACUCUCGUAUUGUUGGGGGAGCGGACACGCCAGUUGGUGGACAACCUUGGACUGUGUCAAUAAAAUUAUAUGAAAGACAUAUCUGUGGUGGGACUAUUGUAGAGAAAAACCUGGUGGUGACUGCUGCUCACUGUGUCUAUCCUGCAAAUAAUGACAAAAUCCAACACUUGGUGGUGGUAGCUGGAGAGUAUGACCAGAAGAUUGAUGACCCCCAGCAACAGGAUAUCCCAGUGUCUGAUGUGAAAAUGCAUCCCAAGUACAAGCAUGAUGGGAGUAUGAGUUAUGACAUUGCACUGGUCUAUCUGCAGAAGCCUAUCCUUCUGGGGUCUCGUGUGCAGCGAGUGUGCUUGCCACAAGUGGGGGAGAAGGUUGAGCCUGGAACCAUGUGUGUGGCCAGUGGAUGGGGAAGAGUUAACGAAAGUGGAGAGCUGUCCAACAUCCUGCAGGAGGUGAACCUUCCCAUACUAGAUGAUGAAAUGUGUAGAUCUGCACUUGCCUCCAUGGGGCUUCCACACUUACAUAACUCAAUGAUUUGUGCUGGCUUCCCGGAUGGAGGAAAGGAUGCUUGUCAGGGAGACUCGGGUGGACCCUUUGUCUGCAGACGUCGAUCUGGUACAUGGGUCUUGAUUGGCACUACGUCUUGGGGCGCUGGUUGUGGAAGAGUUUGGGGAGCAUCAAUGACUGACAGAGCUGCUCUUGGGUCUCCAGCCAUAUACUCCAAAGUUUCUGCUCUUAUGGACUUCCUUAGAAAUUCCUCAUCUGACAGUGGCUGUAGUUCGAGCCCUUUGAUUAUUGUUGCCAAAAAUGGUUACAUCAAGUACCCCCUAGAUAAAAGGAGCAAUUAUUCCAGCAGCAGCUUAUGUCAAUGGACAAUAAUUUCAUCAGUGGGUAAGAUAAUCAAGAUUCAAUUUAUUAAACUGGACAUUGAGGACCAUGUGACCUGCGCUCACGACUCUUUGACUUUUACUGUGAAACUAAAGGAUGUCCGAAAGGUGUGUGGAUCCGUCCUGCCAUCCCCUUUAAUAAUCCGCUCCAGUAAUGUUACAGUAACUUUCCUGUCGGAUGGCACCGUUAAUGGCCGUGGGUUUGAAUUCAAGUUCUCAACGGUAUUUUCCUCGUCAGAGAAAGGCUCUGGGUGCGGUAGUGCGGCAGAUCUGCGAGAGGAAGGCAAAAUAUUCACCCUCAAUUAUCCCGGAUUAUAUCCUAGUAAUGCCAUCUGUCGCUGGGUCAUAGAAGCACCAGAAGGCCAAGUCAUACAACUUGUAUUUGAAGACUUUGCUCUGGAAUACCAGGAACAAUGUGAAUACGACCGUGUUUCUAUUUACAGCGACAGAGAGGAAUCCCAUCAAAUCGUAACCUUAUGUGGAUUUUCAGUUGCUCGUCAAGUCUUCAGUCCAAGUAAUGUUAUGGUCAUUAAAUUCGAAAGCGAUCGUGAGAACAAUUAUGCUGGUUUCAUGGCGAGGUUCAGCUUUAUAUAUCCAGAUUUUGCAGACAAGAAGACAACUGCAUCCUCAAUUGAGGCUUCUCUGGCACCAUAUCAAGAACCAAAUCGAGAAGCUAAGCACAUUAAUACAGGGGUUUGUGGGGUGUCCCCCCUGUCCCCGCAGUGGCUUUUGAAUCGCAUUGUAGGAGGGGAGGAAUCUUGUCCUAACUGUUGGCCAUGGCAGGUAAUGAUCAAGUACCAGGAAAGGUUUCAGUGCGGAGGAGUAAUCCUAUCACCCCAAUGGAUCCUGACAGCUGCUCACUGCCUACCAUCCUUCGAUCCUUCCCGUUACCAUCUUGUAGCUGGGAUCCAUGAUCGACUCUUGAAUGAAUCCAGCAGGCAGGACAGGAUGGUUCACACCAUUGCAGCUCAUGAAAUGUACAGUCACAUCACCAAUGACUACGACAUUGCAUUGAUCCAUUUGGCAGAGGAGUUGACCUUUAAUGACUUUGUACGUCCAAUCUGUCUGCCUAGAAUGGAGGAACCCCUUAAGCCGACAUCCCUGUGUGUGGUCACUGGUUGGGGCAGCACUGGAGAAGAUGGACAAUACUCCAACCGCUUGCAGCAAUUACAAGUCCCCAUCCUAGAUAAUGGCAUCUGCAACAAUUCCUAUUACCCAGGAGUGAUUUCAGAACGCAUGUUCUGUGCUGGAUUUCCUGAUACCGGAGGAAAGGAUUCCUGCCAGGGUGAUUCUGGGGGGCCCCUGGUCUGUCCCAGCUCAAAUAAAUCCUAUGUACUUUUUGGCAUAGUCAGCUGGGGUGUGGGCUGUGCACGGUCAAAAAAGCCUGGUGUAUAUACAAGAGUUCGUUCUUUCCUGAGCUGGAUAGAAAGUACCCAACAAGAAGUCAACAAAACUUUAUAUAAUGAGGAUAAUGCUGCAAGUCAGUCACUGAAAGUUAACAAGGACAGAUCUCCACUUGCGGCUUGUCCCAGAGGCCUUCUUUUGGAAGAUGCGGUUGGCUCUAUUGCUUCACCAGGAUUUCCAUAUGGAUAUGCUGGUGGCCUGAUCUGCUCCUGGGUCAUCUCCACCACAACUUCUAAUGGCUUAAUAAAAGUUGUUGUGGAACACCUAUCUAUCCAGGAAUCUGUAAACUGUAUCGUGGAAUCUCUGUCCAUCUAUCAGGAGGAGAACAAUGUCAGUAAAUUGAUAGAUAAGAUGUGCGGCUUCCCAUCCACACCAAUGACCUAUGAAAGUCGUGGGCCCGUUGUACGAGUGGUCUUCAUCUCUGCUAAUCAAGGCAUUUAUAGCAGAAAUGGCUUUAGCCUCCAGUACAAGAUAUAUGGUGGAAGAGUGAGGGAUUUUAUUGAGACCGGAUGGAGGAAAUCUAGAAUUCUGGAGGAUUGUAAUGAUAGAAUUGUAACUUCAGAGAAUGGAGUGAUCUCUUCUCCUGGAUAUCCAGAUGAAUAUCUCAAUAAUCUCAGAUGUGAAUGGAGGAUCAUUGCCCCACUUGGAAGCAUAAUUCGAUUUGACAUUGACUCACUAAAUACAGAAAAAGACCAGACUGGUUGCCUAGAUGUUCUACAAGUGUAUCAGGGGCUUGGUCAAAAUAAAGAUCUAUUAGGCUCCUUUUGUGGGAACAUGUCUGACCAUGCUUUGAAGACCAGUGGUCCGGAGAUGACUUUAGUGUUUACUUCUGACUCCAGGGUGUCUAUGAAAGGAUUUUCUUUAAGAUAUUCCUUCUGGAAGCUGCAGACAGAUUCUGUAGAAAGAGGAGAGAAUUUGUCUGUUCUCCGUUGUCCCAUACUGAAUAUUUUAAGAACUAGUCAAUCAGAUCUAAAAUCACCCGGCUAUCCCUGGACUUACCUUACUGAACUGGAUUGUUGGUGGAUCAUUUCUUCUGUAUCUGGGAAUGCACUCGAGUUAAAUAUUGUAGACCUAGCACUGGAGGACUCUCCAAACUGCAAAUGGGACUAUUUUAAGAUUUAUGAUGGAGCCGCUAAUGAGACGAAGUUGCUGGGGACAUUUUGCGGAAGCAAGUCCAAUCAUAUCUUCAGCACCAGCAGCAGUUUCCUAACACUCCACUUCCACACGGAUGUUUCUGUGAACGGCCGCGGUUUCCAUAUUCGCUACAGUGAAAAAAACUGUUCCUUAAUAAAGACAUGGAGGUCUGAGGGGGUUGCCAUGGAUUAUGAAAACUGUGGGACCUCUUAUGUAGAUCCCAUGCCAAAAACCAAGUCCACUUCAAUGGCAGAGGUGGUUAUAGAUGAAAAAGGGACACCCAGAGUUGUGGGAGGUCAAGCUGCAGCCUCGAAGUCCUGGCCAUGGAUUGCCAAUCUUCAGGACCAAUGGGGAAAAUCUUUCUGUGGAGCGGCAAUCAUCCAUAAGAAGUGGAUACUGACUGCGGCGCACUGCAGCUUUGUUGUUGGGUCAGACAGAGUCAUCAUAGGACACACAGAUCGGUCUGUCACCAACAAGACUGAGGCCAUAGUCAGGAAAUCAUAUGUUCACGAACUGUACAGCGAAGACCUGGAUCCUCCAGAUUAUGAUAUCUGUCUACUAGAGCUUGAGCAUCCCGUUCCCUUAGGUGAUUCCAUUGCUGUAAUAUGUUUGCCACAAGAAGCUGAAGAGUUUGAGCAUGACAGCUGUCUGACGGCAGGAUGGGGGGCCACCAAAGGAAGAAGCAUCUAUUCUCCUAAAUUACUUCAGCAAGCAAAAAUUCCUCUACUGUCCAGUGAAGCCUGCAGAAGCUACUGGGGACCAGAUAUAACUGAAAGAAACCUUUGUGCAGGGGCUUCAGGAGCCUCUUCUUGUCUGGGUGACUCGGGGGGUCCAUUGAUCUGCCGUUUAGAAAACGGGUACAAGUUGGUUGGAGUAGUGAGCUGGGGAAGUGACACUUGUGACCCCAAUGCUCCAGCUGUUUAUUCUUCAGUAUCUAAAUACAGAGCUUGGAUAGAGCAAUACACUGGAUUGUAA
This is a messenger RNA of Bufo gargarizans (Asiatic toad), 4449 nucleotides long. RefSeq names its product ovochymase 1 (gene OVCH1). Gene Ontology annotation, biological process: proteolysis; acrosome reaction. Gene Ontology annotation, molecular function: serine-type endopeptidase activity. NCBI's taxonomy places the organism in Eukaryota, Metazoa, Chordata, Amphibia, Anura, Bufonidae. The transcript has 32 exons. The coding region runs from base 1 to 4449 and encodes 1482 amino acids. The record is from RefSeq and is a predicted model, not a curated record.